GUUAUCAUAAUAGAUAUGGUACAAGGUCCCCGCCAGAGGCCGAGACGAUACCACGUACUUCACUCGUUCAUCCUCAUAAACAAGGUGACUGGUUUAGCACUCAAAGGGUCGACAAAGCCGGGAGACAAGGUGCUCUUGACUCAAUAUGAUCCUCUCGACUACGGUUUCGUGUGGUCUGAGAACCGGUUCCAGGCUUCAAACACGGACUAUCUCGCGAUCAAUCUGGAUGGAACAAACUUGCAGUGGGCUCUGCAGAACGAUGACCAGUACCAGAACAGUGCGUGGUACCAUCCUCUCACGCUCUGCCUGGCAUCUGCAAACCAAAGCAGCAGGCCUGGAAAUUCAAUCCAGUGGUGGCAGGCAGUUAACCAUGAACCAUGCUGAACCAUGCUGUUCUUGCAAAUAAAA
Selaginella moellendorffii is the source of this 408-nucleotide messenger RNA. RefSeq lists its product as uncharacterized. The record is from RefSeq and is a predicted model, not a curated record. Bases 16 to 384 code for a protein of 122 amino acids. The transcript has 3 exons. Lineage: Eukaryota; Viridiplantae; Streptophyta; Lycopodiopsida; Selaginellales; Selaginellaceae.